Molecule: messenger RNA, 1087 nt
Organism: Bactrocera latifrons
Lineage: Eukaryota; Metazoa; Arthropoda; Insecta; Diptera; Tephritidae
Exons: 1
Coding region: 69-890 (273 amino acids)
Source: RefSeq, a predicted model, not a curated record
ACGUCCGAAAUUAGUUGAUAAACAAUUUGCGGUGUUUAUAAAGAUAUAAUAUUAUUUAUUGUAAUAAUAUGUCGAAAGUGAUAGAGAUUUCAGAUUCCGAGGAGGAGUCAGAAAGAAUUGAAAGUGAUCCUCUAGGGAACGCCAACCCUAUUUUGCCUACGUCAAAUAAUGUUUGCAAUACCAAAGAUUCGAUUUUGCAGGARGGAACUAUACCUUCUUGCAGUAAGUCUCCUCCUCCAUUGGUAAUUUCGGAAGUUUCGUCCUUAAAUACCUUACAAGGUGCAACGACAACAUCUACACAAAGGAGCCCGUCUACAAGUACUAGUGCGGCCAGUACUACAGCCGUAGCUAGCUCUUCAAAUCCGGCUCUACCACUACAAACUAAACGCAGUCGUCGCAAGAGUAUCCAUCAUCCUUUGUGUGUAAGCCCGGAAAUACAAUUCGAAACAAUAUCCCUAGAUGAUGAGGAAGAUAAGGCGCCAGCGAAGCCCAAAAACAAAACAAAUGCUAUCAGCGAUGGUAUACAUCAGAAUAAGGCGCCAAAAUUACAGAAACUUGCACCGAAAAUACUUAAUACUAAACCACAGGCAGAUAAACCACAGGCAGAUAAAAAUAGGGACGAUUUACCGGAUGUUUGUGYCGAGUUUCUUGCGUCAGAUGAAACUAAAGCAUUACUACAACAAAUAGCAGAGGAUCGUGUUCGCAUAAAUUUUCUACUGGCAUCAUACAAUAUGCCAGAAAUACAAUUUGCUUUGCAUACAAAGCCGGAUGUAUUGAAAUUUCAAUUAGAGGAGCGAAUAAAACAUAGAAAAAGACGGUCACUUGAAUCUUCGAAACAAAUGAAAAAACGACGUAGCUUGUUACAAAAUAACACUCGCACGGACACUUAAAAUAAGCUGAUGUUCUUAAUAUUCAUAAAUAUUUUGAUACGUAAUUAUGUAGAGAUCUUCAUAUUACAUAUAUAGUAUUGUUUUAAGACUUUAUUCAAAUAUGCACGAUUAUUAAGUUAAUUAAUAAUAAGUAAGUAAAAUUGAGAUAGUGAAAGAAAAAAAUUUACAAUAAUUGAAGCUGCAGGUAAAGAUUAUGU